Bacidia gigantensis is the source of this 1944-nucleotide messenger RNA. RefSeq lists its product as uncharacterized. Gene Ontology annotation, molecular function: hydrolase activity. Bases 1 to 1944 code for a protein of 647 amino acids. The record is from RefSeq and is a predicted model, not a curated record. Gene Ontology annotation, cellular component: cytosol. Gene Ontology annotation, biological process: nucleotide catabolic process. The transcript has 2 exons. Lineage: Eukaryota; Fungi; Ascomycota; Lecanoromycetes; Lecanorales; Ramalinaceae.
AUGGGUAUUACACGAGCCCUUUGGGCAUUGCCUUUCGAGCUUGCAUGCAUCGUAUUAGCAGCGCAACCAUCCGCAGUCUCUCCGGUAUCAGCUCCGUUGAGGGACCUUUCUUGGGGUCAGCUGAACUUCCUCCACACAACAGAUACACACGGCUGGCAUGCUGGACACUUACAGGAACCAUCGUAUAGUGCUGACUGGGGCGACUACAUCUCCUUCUCUGAGAGAUUACGUCUGAAGUCCGACAAGGAAGGGAAGGACUUAUUACUCAUAGACACAGGCGAUCGGAUAGAGGGCAACGGUCUUUAUGACGCCUCACGACCCAAGGGGAAAUAUGACCUCGAUAUUUUCUCCCAGCAGAGCAUUGACGCAAUAUGCUCCGGCAAUCAUGAGCUGUACAAAGUAGCAUCAAUUGAAUAUGAAUACAAUACCACAGUGCCACAUUUCGAAGACACUUACAUCGCUUCAAACCUUGACAUUAUCGAAGACGGCGGGGCUGGGGAAAGGAAGCCUCUGGCUCAGAGAUUCAAGAAGUUCACAACGAAAAACCAGGGCAUCCGUAUCCUCUCAUUUGGUUUUCUUUUCAACUUCAAUAACGGUGCGAAAAAUAUUUUUGUACAGAAGGUCGAAGAUACAAUAAAAGAGAAAUGGUUCCAAGACGCCAUUCGAGACCGCAGAGUCGAUCUUGUCCUAGUCAUCGGUCAUGCCGACCUUCACUCACCUGAGUUCGAGGCAAUAUACAAAGCCAUUCGUGGCCAACAAUGGGAUGUACCCAUUCAAUUCUUCGGCGGUCACUCGCACAUUCGAGACUUCAAGAAAUUCGAUAAGAAGGCAUAUGGUUUGCAGAGUGGAAGAUACCUCGAAACCGUGGGUUUCAUGUCCAUCGACGGGCUGAAUGCCGGAGGCAACAACAAACAUUACUCACGCUCUUCUACUCACCUUGGCUCAAAUCGAGCCUCGUCGCAAAUUGCAGCCUCUCCAAGCUUCUCACGUCGUUAUAUCGACAACAACCUCUAUUCCUUCCAUCACCACACCACGCUCAACGCCUCGACAUUCCCCACUCCCCACGGUCUCAAUGUCUCUGCUAAGAUCAGGACUGCCCGAAAAAAGCUCAACCUUGACGACAAAUUCGGCUGCGCACCACAAACUUACUGGACGAAUCGUGCCCCCAUUCCUAGCCCUGACAGUCUCUUCACCCUCAUCCAAGACCAUAUCUUCCCCGACACAGUCGCAACAGAGGAACGCAAAGAUAUUCCUCACGUGGUACUCACCAACACUGGCGCCAUGCGCUUUGACAUCUUCGAAGGCCCUUUUACCAUUGAUAGCAUGUACGCCGUCUCGCCCUUCACGUCAGGCUUUCGCUUCAUCAAAGAUGUUCCUUUCAAUGUCGCAAAGCGAUUACUACAGAUUUUGAACCAAGAGGUGCCACAAUUAUGGCCGAUAGAGUUGGCCGCGGAGCUGAAGGCUAUCGCACCUGUGCCACUGGGUAAUCUUGUGUCUCAAGGCGACGACGAGAGGUCCAACCCAGCUAGUCCCGUCGGUCCUUCCCGACAAGUCCCAUUUCAAGCUCCAUUGGAUAAGCAUGAUGAUGAAGACCUCAUACCCGGCUACACGACUCACGAUGACGGUGGUAGCGAUGGCGACGACACUAUCCACUCAACGAUCAAAUUCUACAAUGUUCCGAAUUGCAUAGAGUCUCGCGUCGCUUUUCCCGCCACCGCUGACCAGAAAGAUCCCAGGACUGUGGAUCUGGUGUAUAACUCAUUCCUAGAAAAAUACGUGCUACUGGCCUUGAAGUUCCUAGGAACAGGAUUCGAUGAAGAAAGCACAGCACCAUACAUGGAAGGCAAGAGCAUGACACAAAUUAUCGGGGAAUGGGUAAGGGAAAAUUGGAAGUGUAAAGAUGAGGAUGACGAGAAGAAAGGUGAUGGGUCACUGGAGCUAUAA